Messenger RNA from Salmo salar (Atlantic salmon), 7587 nucleotides. Lineage: Eukaryota; Metazoa; Chordata; Actinopteri; Salmoniformes; Salmonidae. The record is from RefSeq and is a predicted model, not a curated record.
CACCACAGCCCGCCUGCAUCGCUCUGCGCUCCGCUCCACUUAUCUGAACCCGAUCUCAUCUGAGCAUCCACUUCCAAAUUGGGUUGUCAUUUUUUGACCCCUUUGCUCUUCCCGCGAACAGGUCAACGUGCUCUGUACGUGGACGUUUUUGAAGACCACUAAGAGAGAGAGAGAGCCGAGAGAAAUACAGAAAGAGACAGAACUGAGAGAGAGAGAGAGAGAGAGAGAGAGAGAGAGAGAGAGAGAGAGAGAGAGAGAGAGCUGGCUUCGUGGAUCUUUAGCUGUAGUGUUCCCGUCCUCUCUCUCUUCCAAUACUGGACUCCUUGCGUUGGAGUCUGUCGGCUAUUGCCUCGCUUCACCGGUGGCGUUCAGUGAACAGUGAUCUGGAUACUAAACACUGAGCCUUCGAAAGGUUGUCCGUUAUCCCAUGUUACAAUCUAGAACUGCGAACACUAUAUAUCGUUUAAGCAUUUUUUUAAUUUUUUUUUAAGAGGAAUCAUAAUUUACCUUGACGAUAUAAACCCAUCGCUGUCUUGGAAUCAAAUUGCUUAAUUUUUCAUUCAUUUGAAGGGAUUUUUAAAUUAAUUCCAAGCAAGAACUCUGGACUGUUACAAGGUAGACGACGGUUAUUGUAAAGACACUGCGCUUUCAAUGCCUAGAUCUGUGCGCGACCAUUACUGCAGCUUCGUGUGAGAUGUGGCGUAUGGUUUCAUCUCUUAACCGUGAGAGGAGUAACCCCCUCCGAGGUCGUUGGGGUUCAGCAAGAAGUAACAUCAUCAAUACUUCCGGGUCACCUUCUUCUAAGGUCAUGUGCACCUCACGCCUGCUCUUCCUCUUCACCUUGUUCGCCCCCCUCACCCUCGCGGUGAGUCGAGCCCCGGUCCCCAUGGCGGUGGUCCGUAGGGAACUGUCCUGUGAGUCCUACCCCAUCGAGCUACGCUGCCCCGGCACAGACGUCAUCAUGAUUGACAGUGCCAACUACGGACGCACUGACGACAAGAUCUGUGACUCGGACCCAGCACAGAUGGAAAAUACUAGAUGUUACCUGCCCGACGCAUACAAGAUCAUGUCUCUCAGGUGUAACAACCGUACCCAGUGUGUUGUGGUAGCAGGACCUGAUGUGUUUCCUGACCCCUGUCCUGGAACAUACAAAUACCUGGAGGUGCAGUACGAGUGUGUCCCCUACAAAGUGGAACAGAAAGUGUUCCUGUGUCCAGGUAUCCUACGAGGCGUGUACCAGAGUGAACACCUGUUUGAGUCAGACCACCAGUCAGGAGCCUGGUGUAAAGAUCCAUUCCAGGCCUCGGAUAAGAUAUACUACAUGCCCUGGACUCCCUACCGCACUGACACGCUCACAGAGUACUCCUCCAAAGAGGACUUCAUCGCAGGACGACCGACGACCACGUACAAGCUCCCUCACCGCGUCGACGGGACAGGCUUCGUGGUCUACGACGGAGCUUUAUUCUUCAACAAGGAGCGGACGCGCAACAUCGUCAAGUUCGACCUGCGCACGCGGAUCAAGAGCGGCGAGGCCAUCAUCGCCAACGCCAACUACCACGACACAUCGCCGUACCGCUGGGGCGGCAAGUCGGACAUCGACCUCGCUGUCGACGAAAUCGGCCUCUGGGUUUUGUACGCCACGGAGACGAACAACGGACGCAUCGUGGUCUCGCAGCUUAACCCCUACACGCUCCGCAUCGAAGGGUCCUGGGAUACCACCUACGACAAACGAACCGCCUCCAACGCCUUCAUGGUGUGUGGCGUGCUCUACGUGGUAAAAACCGUCUACGAGGACGAUGACAACGAGGCGACGGGGAAUAAGAUAGAUUAUAUGUACAGUACCACCCAGAGUAAAGAAACCUUCGUGUCCAUCCCGUUCCCUAACUCUUACCAGUACAUAGCAGCAGUGGACUACAAUCCCAGAGACAACCUGCUGUACGUCUGGAAUAACUACCAUGUAGUUAAAUACUUACUGGACUUUGGGAACAACGACAAUAGAUUGGACUUCGUUCCUCCAGUCAUCCACGGACCUCCCAAAGACCCCUCUUCCUCUUCCUCCACCAGUCGGACCACGACCACCCGGUCUCCUCCCUACUAUACCACGGUGCGACCCCUCCUCACCACCUUCCCCGGUCAACGCUCCCGGACAACCACAACUGUUCGGAACCCUGCCGGUGGUGGCGUGGUCGUCCCCGGCGAUAACCAGAUCCCAGAGAUCGUUAACCCCGGUAACGGGCGGUUGGUUCCAGCCAUGGGUGUUCCCCCUCUGCCUCCGCAGCCCCCGGUCAUACCCCCCCAGGACCACUGCUCCCCCAGGGUGACAGCUGAAGUGUCCUGGCCCAGAACCCAGCAGGGACAAAUGGCCAAGCAGCCCUGUCCUGUAGGGACACUAGGCGUAGCUACAUACGUGUGUGUUGCUCAGCAGGGCUACUGGGAUCCCCAAGGCCCCGACCUCAGCAACUGCACGUCUCCCUGGGUCAACCACAUCAUGCAGAAAUUGCGUAGCGGCGAGACGGCAGCCGUCGUUGCCAGGGAGCUAGCAGAGCAGACUAAAGGCUUGUUGCGUCCCGGUGACGUCCCCUCUACGGUGAGGGCCAUGGCCCAGCUGGUUGACCUGCUGGAUGUUCAGCUCAGAAACCUCACCCCCGGGGGCAAGGACAGCGCCGCACGCAGCCUCAACAAGCUGCAGAAGAGAGAGAGGUACUGCAGGUUUUUUGUCCAGGCCAUGGUUGAGACGGUGAACAACUUGCUCCAGCCCAGGGCCCAGGCAGCGUGGAGACAGUUGCCCACAGGGGAGCAGAUUCGCUGGGCUACCACCCUGCUGGACACGGUGGAGGCUGGAGCUUUCAUGCUGGCUGAUAACCUGCUGAAGACGGACACUGUAGAGGAGAUCACCGACAACAUCCAGUUGGAGGUGGUGAGGCUGAGUACGGAGGGGAAUCUGGCUGACCUAACCUUCCCCCAGUCUGAACUACAUGGGAACUCCAUCCAGCUGUCUGCUAGCACGCUCAAACAGCAUGGGAGGAAUGGUGAGAUCCGCAUGGUGUUCGUCCUCUACAGGAACCUGGGCUCCUAUCUGUCUACAGAUAAUGCCAGCGUUGGUCUGGGCAGCGAGACUCUCUAUCCUAACUACUCUGUCAUAGUCAACUCUCCUGUUAUUACUGCCUCUAUCAACAAGGAGAGCAACAAGGUCUAUCUGUCUGAACCGGUGGUCUUCACUGUCAAACACCUGCAGCAUUCAGAGGAGAACUUCAACCCGAACUGUUCUUUCUGGAGUUAUUCCAAGCGGUCCAUGACAGGUUUCUGGUCCAGUCAGGACUGUAGACUACUGGACACCAACAGAACACACACCACCUGUUCCUGUACUCACCUGACCAGCUUUGCUGUACUGAUGGCACACGUUGAAGUCAAGAAAACAGACUCCAUGCAGGACCUCUUGCUGGAUGUUAUAACAUGGGUUGGUAUCCUGCUGUCCCUGGUCUGUCUCCUCAUCUGCAUCUUUACAUUCUGCUUCUUCAGAGGACUACAGUCAGACAGGAACACUAUCCACAAGAACCUCUGUAUCAGCCUCUUCAUAGCAGAGUCUUUGUUCUUAGUGGGCAUCAACAGAGCUGACCAACCGAUUGCGUGUGCUGUCUUCGCGGCCCUGCUCCAUUUCUUCUUCCUGGCAGCGUUUACCUGGAUGUUCCUGGAGGGGGUUCAGCUGUACAUCAUGCUGGUGGAGGUGUUUGAAUCAGAACACUCCAGAACCAAGUACUUCUACCUGGCAGGGUACGGGGUACCAGCUGUUAUUGUGGCCGUCUCCGCUGCUGUGGACUACAGGAGCUACGGCACAGACAGAGUGUGUUGGUUGCGGUUGGACACAUAUUUUAUAUGGAGCUUCAUAGGCCCUGCCACGCUCAUAAUAAUGCUGAACGUGAUCUUCCUGGGUAUCGCCCUCUAUAAGAUGUUCCACCAUACAGCUAUCCUCAAACCAGACUCUGGAUGCCUGGACAACAUCAAAUCGUGGGUGAUUGGUGCCAUAGCUCUCCUCUGCCUGUUGGGUCUGACCUGGGCGUUUGGUCUGAUGUAUAUCAAUGAGAGUACAGUGAUCAUGGCCUACCUGUUCACCGUCUUCAACUCCCUACAGGGCAUGUUUAUAUUCAUCUUCCACUGCAUACUACAGAAGAAGGUGCGUAAGGAGUAUGGGAAGUGUUUGCGUACCCACUGCUGCAGUGGUAAGAGUGUAGAGACCUCCAUCUCGUCCUCUGGAAAGAACCACACCACGUCUCGAACGCCAGGACGAUACUCCACGGGGUCACAGGUCAUCUUGCCUGCCUGUACACCUGGACGGUACUCUACAGAAGACUCCCAGAGUCGUAUCAGGAGGAUGUGGAAUGAUACAGUGAGGAAACAGGAGUCAUCCUUUAUGACAGGAGACAUCAACAGUUCAGCCACACUCAACAGAGUCUGUAACAACCCCAACGUGGCUGGCAUGUACAACACACAAGCCCCCUACAGAGACACAAAGGGAAUCCUGAACAACGCGCGAGACUCCAGCGUCAUGGAUACGCUCCCUCUCAACGGUAACCACGGCAACAACUACAGCGUGGCGAGCGGCGACUACCUUAGCGACAGCGUUCAGAUUCUAGAACGCGGCGGCGUCAGCGGUUACAGUACCUACGGCAACCACAAGGAGACAACAUUAGAAAAGCAGAUCCUGAAAGAGUUAACUUCCAACUACACCCCUUCGUAUUUGAACAACCACCAACGGUCGGCGACCACUGAACGCAACCACAACCUGAUGAAUAAGAUGGUCAACAUCGGUAAUGGCACCGGUAACCUGGGCGGCCUGGUCGGUAACAGCAGUAACGGAAUCGGAAUUGGUGGCGUAGUCGGCGGCGGGAGUAACCAUGACUACGACUUGAGUAACGACGGUGUCGACGUUAGUCACAUGGUGCUGGAUAACCCCAACGCUGCCUUCCCAUUGGAUGAGAAUUUGGGAUUGGAGAUUAUAAGGGAGGAGUCAAACGCCCCACUCCUCCCACCCCGCCCCCUGCCUCCCCCAGACAGCCUCCCCCACCCUCACCCUCCUCCCCCGCCCCCCCAUAACUUCUCCCGCCGGCGCAUCCCCCAGGAGACCAGCGAGAGCUUCUUCCCCCUCCUGACCAAUGAGCAGACAGACGAGACGCCGCAAUCACCCAAUCACAGAAACUCUCUGUACACCUCCAUGCCCGUGUUAACAGAUUUACCGGAUGGCCACGGUAGUCACGGGCAGAUGAACGGUUUAGCGGACGGUGAGAUGGACGACAGCGGGGAGAUUCAGGCCGGUAACAGCAGCACUGGGAGCGGACCGGGGCCAGAGGCGGAUGAUGUUUAUUAUAAGAGCAUGCCAAACCUGGGGUCCAGGAACCACCUCCACCAGCUCCACCAUUACUACCAGAUGGGGCGGGGGGGCAGCGACGGCUACAUGGUGCCUGUCAACAAGGAGGAUUCUGAUUCGUCGCCCGAGGAGCCCCUGACCCCCGUUGACCCCUCCCACCUGGUCACGAGCCUAUAGACCAAUGAGAAGACUCUAAACCCCUUAUUUUCCGGGCCCCACCUUCUUUUUUAGUCCCAACUCCCAGAAUAGUUAUAUGUUGAUGAUUGAUUGACAGUUGGCGCUGACCAAUGAAGGCCUGGUUGAACGGACUCACUUCCUGAUUCUUUCCUGUGGUUAGUGGCAAUAGGGAUGAUACUGAGCUAUCAUUGGCCGGAAGGGAGAUGAGAGAGGAGAAUUCGAUUGGAUAGAGAUGGAUUGUAUUUAGACCAGAAUGAACUAAACUGGGUGGCUCGAAACUAAGACCGUUUUUUGUGAAUAUUCUUCAGGAAUGGAAAUAUGAACUAGUACCUGAAGGAGGGGGGAAUGGAGGGAAGGAUCUGUCAGUUCACCUGUCUUGAUAGAUUCCCCUGGAUCGUAGCCCAGAUAAAUCCUACCAUGGACCUGUAGCAGAUCCUAACUUAGUCUUUUUCACUGUCAAAAACAUCAGGCUACUCUUCCAAGCCCUGGACACUGGUCAAAAUAAUCUAGCCAAUCACCAGGCUUCUCCUUGUUCUUCUACUACCUGACCUGCCAAUCAGUAGAGUAUGUAUGAUAAACCCCGCCCCCUCACAUUACUAUUUUAUUAGACGUUAUUCUAAACACUGUAACCAUGGCUACAGAUGACAGGGUAGUUAGAGGAAGUCUUCCUCCUGUCUGAUGAACUGAACUGAAACGGAUGGUGAAAACCUUUUUUUACUGGACUGUCAUGUUACAUUCCUGUUCCUGCAAGGUGUACAGACUCAACUGAACUUUACCGUUGGAUGUUGGAGUGGUUCCCUAAGUAUGAACUAGACAAAGAUGAAGGAUUCAAAUGGACUGAAACAGACGCAUUUCUGACCCCCGGGGGGAACGUUUUAUUUCUGCUCGUUUUUUAUUUUCUUCUGUAACCAUGGCUACAGAUGACAGGGUAGUGAGAGGAUUUCUAUGUGUUGUACAGAAUAUAGAUAGUGUUGCGUUAUGUCUGACUGGAUAGCUUCAUGUUUCUGCUUUUAUUUGAACCUCUGGGACUGUAAUAGUGAAGACGUGUUGUCCUGUCCUGCUGGUGUAACACCUGUUCAACCACACCAGUUACAGGUUCACACUGCUUCUUACCAACAAAAUAUACACACACACACACACACACACACACACACCACUUCAUCCUGGGUCGUUUUCUAUCUCGAAGCAUCUCCAUCACUUCUAUUUUGAGAAACCAAUCGUAUCUAUAUAUUUUUUAUGUCUGUGUAGAUUUGCGAACCAACGGGGGACAAAGUGAUAUAUGGCAAAGGCAUGUGGGGGACUUCAGACGGUUACUAUGGAAACCAGAGAUUCUGUAUAGAUGGAACACACACACACACACACACACACUCUCCAUAGCUCCUGUUGACGCAAACCAAACAACACAGAGGAAGCCUGUAUAUUGAGUUGAAACGUAAUGGGGGAAGUUCACCCUCAGAUAGCGUGGGAUAUGGGUUGAACUUUUGACAUGAAAACAUCUGAGAAAACAUCUGGGGGAAAAACAUGUGAGAAGCGUUGGCUUUGGGUUGAGCCAUCUCGUCUAAAGGGAAAUGCCACUAUUCCUAUAUAAGGUGGGUCCCUGUCUGUGAGAGGACAUGAUUCUAUAGUGGAGAUGAAACUACACUGUCCCAAUGUGGAGACCAAAAUAAUGUUUCACUUAUUUAAGAGGCGAGCUUUCUGAAGUGUAGCUUGAACAUGUAUAUCCCACAGACUGUACCCCCGAUGACAAGAGAGCCAGAGAGAUAUGGUUUAUUUAUCUGUUUACGGGUUUAUAAAGGCCGCGUACCAAAUGGCAACCUAUUCCCUUUAUAGUGCACAUCAUUUAUUAGGGCACUAAUCAAAAGUAGGUCACUAUGAAGGGAAUAGACUGCCGAUUGGAACGUAUCCAGAGAGAAACAAAAAAACUCUGAAAGAAGAAGUUGUGAUUUCAGGGCAGAGAGAGAGAGAGAGAGAGAGAGAGAGAGAGAGAGAGAGAGAGAGAGAGAGAGAGAGAGAGAGAGAGAGAGAGAGAGAGAGAGAGAGAGAGAGAG